GCCUGGCGACGUUCCUUCCCUUGAUGAAGCAUGAGUCGCGAAUAGACGAACUGUACCUCCCCACGAAGUCGAGAGCCGUCCACGACGAGCUGGCAGUGGAGAAGAUCUGGGGCGAUCAGGGCAUCAGGUACAUGAGAUAUUAGACUGACUCGCUCAGGAGCUGCUGAGUCAAUCGGAAUGUCGUGUGUGUGGUUGGGCUCUGAUGUGACUGCAGGUUCAGCCAGGUCAUUCUCGUGUGGCAAGGUUCGUUCGACGCCAACGUGCUCACGGCUGAGCGAUUCGCCAGGGCUCACACGGUUGUCCAAGGCAUCCUGACAGACAGGGUGGAGCACGAGGGCAAGACCGUCACCUUCGCCGACGUAUGCGCCGGCAGCAUCAUGCCCGACGGUAGCUGCUUCCUUCUGUCUGUCUUCACGUGGUGGGACAACAAGACUCUCCCAAGCACCGACGAGCAGCUCAUUCAAGAGCUGAAUGCGCCGACUCGUGUGGACCGGUGGGGGAGACCGCUGCGGGAUGAGGUGCCGCUGCUGCUGGCCAAAGCACAUCACGAUGCCGAGGGCCGAGUGGACAGCGCGGCUGCCUAUCACUUCAUCUUUGGCACCAAACGGACAGAUGAAGGCACAUCAUGGUGAGCGGACCAAAGUCGGUCGAUUCGCCAACGCAAAUGUCUGUUGCUCGUAUGUCUGUUGUUCGUCUGUGUCCCGCCUGGGCUAGCUCCAUCCGAUACGUCCGUCUCUCACUUUCUCUCUCUUCGUCUGAUUGAUGCCUGAAGGAGGCAGCUAGGGAAGCAUGCAAGCAAUGCAAUCUUCUAAUCACGUGGCGGGCGAUUCCUUCCUGAGGCACUCACUCUAUGCUUGACGAAUGGAUCGAUGAGCUGUUUGUUGCCGGGAUGAUCUGCCUGCCUGCCUGCCUGUGUUGCCUGUGUCGUGAUCGACGUGCAGGCCGCAAGGAGGCACGGCAGGAUGAUAUAUAUGGCUUUUUCCUUUCUGUCGUGUAAGGCUAAGGCGGUUACAGUCCGCGUGAUGAUAUAGGUGGAUGGAUGGAUGGUGUUCAUUUGCUGCUAGUAUGUAUCUAUGGUGUCCAAAGUACAGAAUGACAAAAGGUAGUAAUAUACCGCUGGCUGCUACAUUUCCAUGCAUUCAAACGUCUUGCUGGCUGCUUUGCUUUGCGGGCCGGCCCAUAUGUAUUUCCCUGUCCAUCGGUCCCUUCGUACGUGCGUUGGUUGGUACAGUGAGUGGAUGGACGUGGCGGAUUUAAUUUAAUGUGUGUGCACGUGUGACACAUGUAGGGUGGGUGCAUGGCUUGCAGGGCCGGGGGUGCGCGCGUGCGUGCGUGUGUGUGCGUGUGUGUGCGUGAGUUGAUGGAUGAAUCGAUCAGCCUUGCGUGUGCUGUGCACUGCAGGACAGCUGACGUGCGAGAGGUGAGUGAGGUAUGGCGUGCAGCUGAGAGAGAGACUGACUGCAUGGAUGGCAUCUGUGCUGUCUGUUUGUCUGGCGUAAUAUAUUUUAGCUAUGGCUGACCGGCGGAGUGCGUGGCUGCAGCAAGCAGCCAGCGCGUACCUGACGGCUAGCUGAUGUGUUCUGAGCGAUGGUUGUGUUGCUCAGAGGGAUGUGUGUGUGUGUGUGGAUGCUGACUGACACAUGUCGGUGCUCUGCGCGUGUGGGUGUGGAUGCUGACUGACACAUGUCGGUGCUCUGCGCGUGUGUGUGUGGGCGGCCGAGCGACGGCCGACCAGAACUCACUGAUUGAAUGUUCAACCAGCUGUCCGUGGGAUCGACUGCACAUGCAUACACCAGCACACCGACCGAUGGAUGCAUUGGCGGGUCGGUCAGUGAGUGACAUUAAAUUUUUGAUCUCUCGUUUUGUUUGUGAGGGCGCGCGUGGGCAUGCGUGGCGCACACGCACCCUGACACACACACACACACACACACACAGACACAGAGACACACAGACACACAGAAAGACCCCAGGCGGAGCUCCAAGAGAAGACCCCACGACCAAUCAGGUCUGUCUGAUGCACACGUCGAUUUGUA
Molecule: messenger RNA, 2033 nt
Organism: Vitrella brassicaformis
Lineage: Eukaryota; Vitrellaceae
Source: the annotation of a GenBank genome assembly